This is a messenger RNA of Tetrapisispora phaffii CBS 4417, 4137 nucleotides long. It is a transcript of the gene SNT1, whose product is annotated as Snt1p. Lineage: Eukaryota; Fungi; Ascomycota; Saccharomycetes; Saccharomycetales; Saccharomycetaceae. The transcript has a single exon. Gene Ontology annotation, cellular component: Set3 complex. Bases 1 to 4137 code for a protein of 1378 amino acids. Gene Ontology annotation, biological process: regulation of transcription by RNA polymerase II. The record is from RefSeq and is a predicted model, not a curated record.
AUGGUAGAUUCCAGUAUAAUAUCUUCUAAUUCUCCAAAAAAGAAUGAGGAUAAGAAAAGAUAUUAUUAUUCAAAUAGUUCUUCAAAUAUAACGAGACCAAAUAGUCAUGGUAAUCCAAACAAUAUGCAUUUAUAUUCAAAUAAUAGUAAUAAUUCUGUUACAAAUAUCAACAAAAAAUAUCCAUAUUAUAAUCAUCCUAAUAGUCAUGGUAAUUCUACACCACUUUCAACAAAUGAGUCCAUCAAUCAACACACAAAACAAUCAAGGUAUGAUCCAAAUUCAAUUAAUAGACCAAGUUCAACUAGUAGAUUAACAGGAAGUCGAUAUAACCCAGAAGAAAAAUCACAGCUAUCUCAAACUAUUUCAAAUCCAGCAACAAAUUCUCAGCCAAUAUCUAUUGGGAAUAACAGUAAUAUAAAUGUUUCAAGGUAUUCUGGUAGUCGUUAUAACCCACAACCCAAACCAAAUCAUUAUAAUAAUAACGCAACAGGUGUUAAUUCAAUUGCAUCAGGUCAGGUAAAUAUUAGAAAUAGACCUAAAUCAACAGAUCCUGUCGUAAGUAGAAACUCAAGUCAUACUUAUCGCAAUAGCAGUGCCACUAAUGUUACAGGAUAUAAUGAUCUAAGUAAAGACACACAAUUUAAUUCACAACGAAACUCAUUGCCUUUACAAAAUAAAUGGAAAACAACAUAUUCCCCACUUGGCAAAACUUCUACUGAUCAAUCUUUUACUACGAAUCAUGAUGGUUAUGAAAAUGAUAGUCAAAAACAACAAAAUCAUUACAAUAAUAAUACUUCAAGGAACAAUUCUUGGAAAAGUGCCAGGGUUGCAAAAAGUUUAACAUCAUCAUAUGUAGCUCCAAGUCCAAAGAGAUACAAUCCCAACCCAGUAACAAAUCUAACUUCCUCGUUAGAAGCUUCGAAUCAAUCACAAACAACUACUCCAAUAACGACUGCCCCACUAAAAAUAUCCAGCAAUGUGGAUCAGCAAGAAACCAAUAAAGAUAUGCCUUCUAAUGAUGAUCAAGAUAAUAGUUUUGCAAAAUAUAGCAUAACAGAGGUAAACUCAAAAGAGCAGUCACAAAGAUAUAUACCGUCUCUAAAUCCGCAUUCAUUAGGCUCUAGUUUAAUUAAUUCUGUAAAAGUUCCAGAAAAGAUCACCAAACCUUUACAUAAUGAACAGGUUAUCAGGAAAGGGUCAAUUAAAAAAGUUAGUAAAUCGGAAGAGCAAUACAUUGAUAUUGAAUACAAAUCCGAGCAAUCGGGCACUUCAUCUCCAGUUUCAACUAAAAGAGACUCUAAAGUAUUUCAAGGAGGUGAUAAUUUAAGAAAACGUAGUUUGUCUGCUUCAAAAACUCCAAAUAGAAGUUCCGGUUUCCUUUGGUCACAGGCCGAUGAGAAUGAUACACUUAUGACAAAUGAUGUUAAUGAUGAGAAAAGCAAAUUAAUAAAUAAUAUAUUUAAACAAGAUUAUAAGCACACAGGUGAUAUAGAAAAAUUAGACGAAGAAUCUAAGUUGAACGACAAAUCUAUUUUGAAAAAACAACUUUUAACAAAUUAUAAUUAUAUUUUUGAUCCAAAAGUUUUGAAAACAGAUUUUGAUGCUGUGAGAAAAAAUCUCCCACUUUCAAAAGGUUAUACCACACCACUUACUGAAAUCGAUUCGUGUAUAUUUCCUAUGGGGAGAGCCGAAACUAAACUAUGGGAAUUGAAAAAUCAAAAGAGAGAUGAUAUAAUUUCUGAACAGAAAUAUCUAUUGAAGACGCCCCUAAAAGCAAUCAGUGAUUAUCCCUUUAUUGACGAAAAUAAAUUGCUCUAUAAACAAGCUGUAAGACCUACUCUAAGCACAUCUAUUUCCAAGACAAAAAAAUAUGAGCGUCUGAGAAAGGUUCAAUUGAAAAAGCAAUUUAUAGAUUUGAAAAAUAACUGGGUUAAAACAUGCGAUAGAUUGGAUAGUAUAAGUAAUAAGCUAAGAAGUGAAGAGAUUGCAUACAAAAAGAAACUUGCUGAAGAAGAAGAAGAAAGACUAAAAGCGGAAAAAGAAUUGUUAGAAGAACAAAAGAAAGCUAGUGGAAGUUCUCGUCGUAGGAAUAGAGCCGAUUUUGUAGAUGACACAGAUAUGGAAAGCGUAUUGCUACAAAUCGAUCCUAAUUAUAAACACUUUAAAAUAGCUGCCACAAUUCCCCCAAUGAUAAUUGAUCCAAUAGAAAAAUACAGUAUGAAAUUUAAAGAUGUUAACAAUCUAAUUACAGAUAAAGAUCAGUGGAGUUCUAGAGUUCUAUCCGAUGGUAUCGACAAUUUUACAGAGUAUGAACAUGAAUUAUUUGUGGAAGGUUACUUAUCGUAUCCAAAGAAAUUUGGGAAAAUAUCUAACCAUAUGGGCAAUUUACGAACACCAGAAGAAUGUGUGCUACAUUAUUACCGUACUAAGAAGAAGGUUAAUUACAAGAAGUUGAUAAUAGAGAAGAAUAAAAAGAGAAAAGGAGGUGUAUCUAAAAAGAAGACUAAGAAGAAGGAAAAAUCUAAUGAAAUUACAGAUACUAAUGAAGAUACUACAAUGGAGGCCGAACAAGAACAACCUUCCAACAUUAAAGAGGAAACACUUCAUGAUAAUGAUAAGGAAGAAAUUGUAGUUGAAAACGAGGAAAUUAUUAGUAAAGAGGAGAAUAGCAUAUCCAAUGAAGAAAUAGUAACUAACGAACAGAAUACUGAUACAAAUGAUAAUGGCAUUCCCAAUGAAACGUCUUCAAUCAACAAUGUUAAGUCUACCUAUGUCGAACCAGCAACAAUGGAGCAAGGCAUUGAAAAAACAGAUGCCACCGUGAAUCCUGAAAUUACUGCACAUCCAAUUACAAUUGAGAGCAGCAUUGAGGGAGAAAACAAGCCUGUGCCCAACAACGAAUUCCCAGAUCUAGCAAAUUCCACCAAUUCUAGAAAUGAAACUGAAAUUCAAGAAUCGAAUAAAAGAAAUUUUGAAGAAGUGGUUUAUACAUCUGGUACCGAACCAAAAUAUCCUCAUAAUAAUCAAUAUCAUGCAGAUUAUGAACACUAUAGUAAACUUGAUGAAAAUGCAUAUGAUGCUUCCAGUAAGAAGAAGUUUAAACCUCAAAUCGAUCAUAAAUCUAGUUAUUGGAGUGUCAAAGAGGCCAAUCUUUUCCCAGAUUUAUUGAAGCAAUAUGGUUCUCAAUGGAUACUCAUAUCUAAUGCAUUAGGAACCAAAUCUACAACUAUGGUUAGAAAUUACUAUCAACGUAAUGCGGCUCAGCAAGGUUGGAAAUUGAUUGUGGAAGAGGCUGAUUCAAAACUUAAUGCGACCAGCUCUGGCUCAGUACAGCAAUCUCAGAUUUUAAUACAAGCAGGGCAACAACAAACAAAUGCAGCAGUUAUGUAUUCACAAAAUGGUGUUCCAAUACAACAAAAGCCUGCAUUGGGAUUUUUUUCCAAUACUGAUAAUGAAGGAGCUAAUAGCAGUACCACUGCACUGGCGUCUACUGCACAGCCUUUCAGCCAAGAAUCUGCUCCAAAGGAUAUAUUUUCAAGCGUUAGUUCUACAGGCAUUACGUUGCCUCCUCCAAGAUUACCUUCAAUUCAAUUGGGCAGACCUUCAAUUUUUCCACAAAAUGGCCAAUACAGUGGGGAUUCACAUGUUCCAUCACAACUACCGCCAUCAAGAUUUUCUUCUGUUUCUCACCAAUCAAAUCGUAUAUCUGAUCUGCUAAAUUCAAAAACACCUGAUGUGGCCUCGGCAAACACCAAUGCCGAAGCUUCUCCAAUUAACUCAUCAAUUACCAAUGACAGUUCAAAACAGAUAUUUACCGAGGCAAGACCUGCUUCUCAAAUCAACACAAGACCUCUAAUAUCGUCGCUGCUAAACUAUGAGUCCAACCAACCAGAUAUGAAGGCAGUUACUAACCGCGUGCUUGUUGUCCCAUCAACAAUCCCAAUAUCACCAAUGCAACUACAAGCGAAUACCAUGCAACCACCACAGCUACCUGCAUUAAACUUCAAUACAGAUCCUUUAGCUGCUUUAGCUGCAAUUGCAUCGGCAUCAGAAAACAUGUCUCCAUUGCUUACGAAAAAUACGACACCGUCGUCCUCUGCUCAAGAUUCAACAACUCAACUUAAAGAAACUAAAUGA